GGUGGAAGAAGGUGGAGAAAUAUUCUGUCAGCUGACAAAAUUGGUUUGUUACAUCACCUGUAAUUCACUUUCAAGGCAGGACUUGACAUCAGUAUCUGCACACCAUCAGUCAUGUCUGUUGUUUCUUCUGAGAAAUGUGAAGUGUCUAUUCUAGACCAAGGUCAGACCAUCAGUGAUUUCAUUAACAACACCAUUGAAGAGUUGAGUUCAGCGGGGAACGAAGUGCCCUUUUCUGUGGGGAACCUUGACACUGUCGUAAAGCAGCACCUCCGUUGGCUUCAUAACUUGCCUCGAGUCAAACCUUUCUAUGCUGUGAAAUGUAACAGCACGCCGGCAGUUAUCAGGACGUUGUCUGCUCUCGGCACAGGAUUCGACUGUGCCAGCAAGAAUGAGAUAAAGCUGGCUCUUUCUCUUGGAGUGUCUCCUGAUAAAAUCAUUUAUGCACAUCCGUCAAAACCACAGUCUCAUGUCAGGUAUGCCUGCAUGUGUGGAGUCACAAUGAUGACCUUUGAUAGUGAGAUUGAACUCCAAAAAAUUUCUCAUUGCCAUCCCAGUGCCAAGCUGGUACUCCGCAUUGCAGUGGAUGAUUCUAAAUCUUUGUUACGUCUGAGUUCAAAGUUUGGUGCCACACUGUCGACCGUCAACAAGGUGCUGAUGUGUGCUAAAGAGCUGGACUUGGAGGUCAUUGGGGUCAGCUUCCAUGCUGGCUGCAUUUGCACUGAUGCCUUCACUUACAGGCAGGCUAUAAAAGAUGCCCGUCACGUCUUUGACAUUGCGAAUUCAUGGGGCUUCAAGAUGACUCUGCUAGACAUUGGUGGAGGAUUUCCUGGAAGACAUGACGCUCGAGUCACAUUUGAACAGAUUGCAGAAAACAUUAAUGUGACACUGGAUGAAUUCUUCCCAUCAAAGAGUGGGGUGCAGAUUAUCGCAGAACCGGGACAAUACUUUGUGGACAUAGCCUUCACACUGGCAGUGACUGUCAUUGCUAAAAACAUCAUUGUGGAGGAAGGAGAUGGUGAAGAUGACAACCCUGACAAAGAAAUUGUGUACUUCAUUAAUGAUGGGAUAUAUGGCUCUAUGUCUGACCUCCAAAGCCCACACCCCAUCAUCACAUUUUUACCAUACCCUCAGAAGGCCGUUGAGAGCAGUGAGCAGAGAUACAAGUCUGUCAUCUGGGGUCCAACCUGUGAUAGCAAGGACAAAGUAAUUGACAACUACUGGCUUCCUGAGCUUUAUAUUGGGGACUGGCUUCUCCUCGACAACAUGGGUGCUUACACAAACUCCGUGGCCACUGAUUUCAACGGCUUUGAGAGGGCAAAAAUAUACCAUGUUGUGACAGCUGAUACGUGGAAAACCCUAAACCUCAAGCCUGCAUCAGGAAUGAUCUGAUAACAUUUUCUAAAUGUCCUGUGGAAAUGAUACAUAGAUCAUCUGCCUUAAAUCCUUUUCAGUAUAAGGAUCUGUGCAGGAUCUGCUGGAGCAGCCAGAAGUAUCACAUACACAUUAUUCAUAUUCAUAUUACUCUGGCUGUCAAAACAAUGUGUUCACUUUGAUUAAUCAGUUGCAGCACCUACUAUAACACAUCUACGUGGUCUAUUAUAAAAGAAACCGACCUUUUUAUUUUUUCAAAAACUAUAUGGAUUUGAAUCACGUGCGAUUACAUCAGACAAGCUUGAACCCUCGUGGGCAUGCGUGAGUUUUUUUCACGCCUGUCGGU
This is a messenger RNA of Thalassophryne amazonica, 1717 nucleotides long. Its product is annotated as ornithine decarboxylase-like. Gene Ontology annotation, cellular component: cytoplasm. The transcript is spliced from 9 exons. The record is from RefSeq and is a predicted model, not a curated record. Bases 112 to 1389 code for a protein of 425 amino acids. Gene Ontology annotation, molecular function: ornithine decarboxylase activity. NCBI's taxonomy places the organism in Eukaryota, Metazoa, Chordata, Actinopteri, Batrachoidiformes, Batrachoididae.